AUCUCGCAUGAAACCUGAAAGCUAGUACCGGACCAGCCCAUUCAAGAUGAGGCCUACGUCGCGGUGCGUGGCGCUCAUAGCGCUCAUCGUCGCCGCCAACGCUCAGUCAGUUGAAGAACUGAAGGGCGAGUCAGUAGAAAGUGCCAGCACAUCCACCGGCAGUUCACAAGAAGAGGAGCCUAAAGAGGCCUGGAUGCGACCGCCAUCUGGCGGCGUCGCCGUCCGAACCGGAGAAGAUGCCUUACUGACAUGUGUAGUACUGGGUGCUAAGGGCAAGCCGGUGCUGUGGAGGAGAGCGAGCGACCGCCAAUUGUUGACCGCUGGCGGGGUUAGAGUUACUAGAGACGACAGGGUCCGCGUGCUACACGAUGACUCUGAAGAGCCAUUACAAGGCCCAGGCAUCGCCAAGGGUGGCGAUGUGUGGGCGCUAGUCAUCAAGUCAGUGAAGGCGUCAGACGCUGGCUUAUACAUGUGCGAGCUGAACACAGAGCCGCCGGUUAGAAGCUUCCACAGAUUAACAGUGAUAUCAAGAGGCCUAACGCCGCCCGAGAACACCAACGUGACGGACAGUUACUCAGCUAACUUGCCAACGUUGUCACCGUUGGCGUUGGCACACAACUACACGGACUGCUGCAUUGCUGCCAACGUGACGAAAGCUUGUCUGGGUUUCUGCAGCAUUCAGACUAUCUUGGAAGGCACUGGACAAGACCCGGAGACGUGCCAGCCUGAUUUCCCUUCUAUUGUUAAAUGCAUGGCCGACGGUCGUAACCACGUGCCGUGCUGCGUGCAAGAGCGCGUGCCCGACAUUUGCCAGGAUGUGUGCCGCGGGGAGUUUACUCCGGUGACAGACAACAUUAAGACGCACUACAGCUGCGCGGCGUACAUGGAGAAGACUUUGGCGUGCAUUGUUGAGGGGAUUGAACUCCUCCCAAGCCCCCCAGAAGACGUCGAAGUGGCAACCCUCAACGAGAAACAACUGAACGUCUCCUGGAACCCGCCAAUCGAGAACACAGACACCGUGACAGAGUACAUCGUUAACGUCACCGCUCUUCGCUCCUUCGAUGCCCAUCUCAUCGAUCCCUCAGAGAGCUCGAUAAAGAAUAUGAGUAUGAAGAUGAGUCAACCUGUGACACACAGGCUGCCGGCCAACAAGACGUUUCUGGUGCUGAACGAUUUGCUCCCGUUCACGAUGUAUGAGAUAACGGUGACGUCGUAUAACGUGCAUGGAUCGAGUUUGCCCAGUUAUGCUAUUAGGUCACUAACCCUAACCCCCGGCAAGAUGAAGACCACGAAAGUGUCCCCCGCGCCCAAGCUGCCCGACGUUCGUUCGUGCUGCGUCAACGCUGGUGUCAACCACUUCGGUUGCGUGGAUAAGCUGUGCGAUCCCACCAAGACUUUUGAGAUCGGGCUGCAGGUCACAGACCUGAUGAUAUGCGCUCCGUGGGCCGGGACCACGUUUGGGUGCCUGGUGAAUGGGAUGGACCACUCGCCGUGCUGCCGGGCGAGGGGCUUGCCUGAGUCCUGUCUUCCACUCUGCAGCGGAAACGUGACGAAUCUCGACUUUAAUCACUUCAAGUGCCUCCGCUACAUGUCCUCGUACACCAACUGCCUGCUCCAAGGCUACGGCGUGCUCCCCGGCCCCCCCACCCGCUUGCACCUCACCAACAUCGACACGGACUACGCCGUGGUGCACUGGUCUCAGCCCGCGGCGCUGCCUGACACCGUGCAGUACUACAACCUGCAUUAUAAGGCGGCGGCGGCGGGGGAUGACUAUAGGGUGCUGGAAAAGAUCCACUCACCGUUCAUCCUGGAGGACCUAGAAUCCAACACCGACUACGAGAUCUACGUGGAAGCAGUCAAUGAACACGGUGUGGGCGACGCUUCCCCACGACUCAUAUUCAGGACUCAGAGUCAGGCGCUCGUAGAAGAAGAGGAACAAUCGAACUAUUACAACGUGACGGCUUGCUGCGAGCGCGUCGCCGUGGCUGGCGUGUGCAUGCCGCUCUGCUCUUACGACGCCAAGAUGUCCGACCUGAGGGCGCUGGCGCCGCUUUGUGCGCAGGAGUUCCAUAAGCUACUACGGUGCGGGGCUGGAGGUCGCAAUCACGAAGCGUGCUGUGCGCGGCGCGGCGUGCCCGCCAACUGCCGCGGCGUCUGCGCCGGGGCUUAUACCGGAGGCAUCAAUACAUGCGUGCCUUAUAUAGGCAACAUUGUGCAGUGCUUCGAAGAAGGUACCGGCCUCCUCCCCGGCCCCCCGCGCGAGGUCCACGCCAUCGUGACAACAACUGGCGACAAGGCUACAGGGGUCUUGGACUGGUCAGCGCCUGAAGACGGCGCCAACGCGACAUCCUAUGUCGUCCACUGGCAACGCGUUGGGAAUAAUUCGCAACCUUACUACUAUAAUACGCUGCAGUUGGACAAUCAAAUCAACACAACAGACAGUAUGGCCAACAUAGAAAACCUAGAAGUGAACGCGACGUACCACGUCUUUGUAGUUGCCGUCAACGAACACGGCACCUCCCUACCCAGCAGUAUGCUUCUGAUCAACAUCACAUCUAACACACUGGAACAAAAUGUGUCCGGCAUCCCCUCUCCCCCACACUCGCUAUCAGUGUCGUCACACUCGGCUACCUGGUUGACGCUCACGUGGCAACCGCCACAGUUCUCGCAUCCCGACGAGAAGAUCUCCUACACACUGUACUACAAAUCUCCAACACAACUAGGCCAAGGCAACGUGACCAUGAUCAACACAACUGUGCCUGGUCACACCCUGGAGAAACUAACUCCGAACACACAAUACGUGUGCUGGGUGAAAGCUCACGCCGCCGCUGGGGAUUCACUGCCAUCGGAGACGCUUGUGGCCUGGACUGAUCCUGCUUAUCCAGCGUAUGUCGAGCCCCCGACUGUGAACCCCGUGAAUCUGGUGGUGGAAGGCUCCAGCAUGACCAUCCUCUGCAUCGCCAUGGGGACACCUACACCUACCAUCUCACUGUACAUUUCUGGUCACCUGAUCCGCCAAGUGGAGACCAGACACAUGGUGACCGUAAUACACAACGUCACUCGCGACAUGGACCAGAUCUCGUGCUAUGCCGAUAACGGGUACGGCACACCUAUGCAGGCUUCAAGGAAGAUCAAUAUUUCACAUGUACCAACAAUCCAAGCGUCUGGCAUCACUAUGGCCGCUGCCGGUGACUCCGUAAUCCUGGAAUGCAGGGUCGAGGCCCUGCCGAAGCCAACUAUUGCUUUCUGGAGAGACCCCAACGGCCGUACACCGGUCAUCGAUGGACCUAACUAUAAUAUACAACUGCUCUCGGAUGCUGAGGAACAAACAAAAUACACCAUGCGUCUAAUAAUAAAGAAGAUAGCGGACACGGACGAGGGAGACUACUUCUGUCACGCCGAGAACGCAUUUGGGAAGACUCUGCGACCAGUCUCGGUGCGGUUGAGGCCGUCGACGCCCCAUCAUAACGUUACGGAGUGCUGUACUCAGAUGAACGUAUCGGCGGCGUGUAUCGACGCAUGCAGUUUCCACCUUGAUAUGGACAACAUCAUGGACCGGCCGGAGUGCAUGAACGACUUCGACAAGCUCAUGAAGUGCGCGGCUGACGGAUCAGAUCACCGCAGCUGCUGCGCUUCCUGGGGCGUCCCUCGCAACUGUCUAGAACUAUGCCGCGGCGGAACCGUCGCACGCUCAUGCGCGCUGCAGCACGCGCGUCGCGCGCUAGCGUGCUUCCGUGACGCCGGAGCACGGCUGCCUGGCCCACCGCGGAGUUUGAAAGCGCACGCCGCGCCUACACCGCACGCUGUACUCCUUAGCUGGGAGCCACCAGCGAAGAAUCCGCAAACAGUCUACUUAUACCGCGUGUUCUGGCGCGCGUACGGCGCCAAAGUGCCAGAGAAGUUAGACACCAGCGAAACUAGUGUCGUGCUCACAGGGCUACAGGACGACGUUCGAUACGAAUGCGUCGUCAAAGCUGCGAAUGAGGCUGGCACCUCAUCCCUCAGCCAGUCGAUAAUGUUCACGACGGCGGGCCAGGAGACGGGCGCGGCGGCGGCGCCGGUGACCGCGGGCGGCGCGGCCACCGCCGUCGGUGUGGCUGUCGCCUGCUUGCUCGUGGCGGCCAUAUUGGCUGCCGCUGCCUUGUAUUAUAGACACAGAAAGAAUCUUAGACUAAAGGCCCAGGGUGGCGUUGCGUUUGAAAACCCGAGUUACCUUAGGGAACCAGCGCCGAUUUCUGACGCCACCAUUAUCAACGGCUCAGUACCAAACGGGAACGCCAACGGCGGAAACGGCGUCGUCAACAGCAACGGGGUUUCCAUAAGUACGGCGUGGCGACAGGAAACGCUACAGAAUCCCAGCACCGCCACACAGCGGGAGGUCGAUCCCACGCUGUAUGAGGAGCUGAAGUUAGGUCAAGAUGGCGCGGGCUUCAAGCGCCUGAAGCCAUAGCCGUCGGCUCGCGGGGCAUCUCCGCUGCGCUCCCCGCGGCUCUCAGCGCGGGUCGCGCCGCGGUACUAGCUCCGCGACCCGCACACAACCAGGACACAUGUCCAGACGAAA
Cydia amplana is the source of this 4561-nucleotide messenger RNA. Its product is annotated as Ig-like and fibronectin type-III domain-containing protein 1. The record is from RefSeq and is a predicted model, not a curated record. Bases 47 to 4450 code for a protein of 1467 amino acids. The transcript has 28 exons. Lineage: Eukaryota; Metazoa; Arthropoda; Insecta; Lepidoptera; Tortricidae. Gene Ontology annotation, biological process: cell-cell adhesion. Gene Ontology annotation, molecular function: protein binding.